GUGACAUCAUUAGAGGGCGACUUCCGCUCUCAUCAGCGCACGAGGCACGGGCAGGCAGGCAUGGCGCGUCAGCCAGAUCCCCAGCAGAUUAAAAAGGCUGCUCUCGCAUUGCUUGCACAUAGCAAGAACAAGAAGAAUACGGCAGAGAAAUUGCUUUUAAAUGAGGACCGGAGUUUAUUUUUAAUGAUUACCGUCUGGAAGAUCCCACUGCGUGAGCAAGUCAUCAAAAUACCCCUGCCUCAUAAUAUUCAGCCUGCAACGGCGGAGGUUUGCCUCUUCACGAAAGAUGAGCCGGAUUUAACAGCAGAACAGACGGAGAACCUGUACAAGAAGCUCUUGUCCCAACAUGGGAUCACAAGCAUCACUGAGGUCAUCUCCUAUAAAACACUCAAAAAGGAAUACAAGCCUUUUGAAGCCAAGCGUCGUCUCCUUAGUCGGUUUGCUCUUUUCCUGUCUGAUGAUCGCAUCCGAAGGCUCCUGCCAUCACACAUCGGGAAACACUUCUAUAGGAGUAAAAAAGCUCCUCUGUCCGUGAACCUAAGAGCAAAGAAUCUGGCUAAGGAAAUAAACAAACACAUCCAAGGAACUACUCUUCCUGUCACCAACAAAGGAUGUUGCUAUUCGGUGCGUAUUGGUCACACCGGCAUGGAAGCUGGGCAGAUUUCGGAGAACAUUAUUGCUGCUGCAAAUGUGAUUGCUGCUAAAGCACCACAGAUUUGGAGAAGUGUUAAAAUUCUUCACCUCAAAACAGACAAAUCAGUUGCACUUCCAGUCUUUACUUGGAUCCAACCCAAAUCAGAUACGAUUCAGAAAGAGACAGACACUGAAAGACAGUGUACUUUGCCACAGAGAAAAAAAGAAAAGAAUAAAACCAAAAACAUUGCUAAAGCAAACAGCUCAACGAUAGCUGAUGAAAGUGAUGCUUCUGAUUCUAAAGGAACAAUCCUGAAAACAACAGACAUCUCUAUCAUGGUUGAAUCAAAGGAAGAUGAUGGAGAUAUUCCACAACUGAUUCCAAUUGAAGCUUCUCCCAUUGCAAACGGGGGAAAGGUAGUGGAGCCUAGUCCUGUUCCAGGAAAAAAGAGUAAGCCAAGCACAAAGGGAUCAGUGGCUCUCCGGGGCAAGAGGAAAACAUCGGGCGCCCCUGCAACACAGCUGGAAAAACCUGGUGAAGGAUCGGUCUCACAGACACCAAAGCUUCUCAGACAGUCUAAGAAGUCUAAGACUCCAAACCAAAAAAAUUCAGAAAAGAAGCAGGUGACUCCGCCACAGAAACCGGCAGCAAAAUCUUCUCAGGUUCUUAAAAUGAAGAAAGCCAAGAAGUCUUCCAAGAAAGCUCCCAAAGCCCCUGCACAAGAACUCAAGAAAGGGAAAGGGCUACAGUUCUCAUAAACAACAGUGGAGAAGAGUAUAUUAGUUACUAUUUUAACAUAAGGGCCAUAAUGAAUGUUGACUUUCUGCAUCCACUUUUUCUUAGCAGCUAUAAUGGCUUUUAUGAAUUGGUUAAAAAAAAGCUGCAAUACUAAUCUGUUUGAGUCUUAAUCUGUAAAGUCAAGCUGUAUUUCUGUCAUAUAGAUUGUACCGUCUUUUCUAUCUGUAGUUUACCUGUAUUUAAGAUGGAUCCAGUUAUCCAUCUGAGAAAUAAUAACAAUAAAGCAUAGCUACUAAACCAACAGAGGUAUGUAAUAAAAUUAUUUUCCCAAGUUAAUAGAUUUGGUGUGUUUCUGAAAACUCAGACCAGCUGGCUGAUGCUUGUGAAACUGAUAAAAACACUAAGGGGAGAGUUAUUAAUUAAGCUCACUAAAUUAUACAUGAUGCCCUCUAUGGAAUGGGGUGGAAUAAAAAGAGUGGUACUUUUUGCUUUUGUAUUUUAAUGUAUUUUAUUGGGGUUUUAAUUAGUGUUUCACCACAUUUGCUAAUAUUUAUGGUUUUAGCUUUUUAAAAAAUGUAUAUGUUUUUACUGGCUGUAGGCCACCUUGGGCCCUUGACAGGAAAGCUGGAUAUACAUUUCAUAAAUAAAUGAAAAGGUGAGCAUUAGAUUCGAGUAAAGUAAAUAUUGUUGCCAUUUGAUUGUUCUUUGUGGUACACCUGGCUUUCUUUGCUCCAGAACUCACCUGUUAUUUUGCUUCUGCAGAAAUAAAACUUCUAUUGAUGAGUU
Anolis sagrei ordinatus is the source of this 2158-nucleotide messenger RNA. RefSeq names its product ribosomal L1 domain-containing protein 1. Lineage: Eukaryota; Metazoa; Chordata; Lepidosauria; Squamata; Anolidae. The record is from RefSeq and is a predicted model, not a curated record.